AUGACAGACAGCCCUUGUCCCGGAAAUCCCAAGGCUGUCCCAUCUGUGCCCACCAUCUCCACGUGCUCCAAGGGCGACAGCAUUAGAAAUGCUAUCCGUUUGCCCAGUUCCUGCCAGAGUAGGACGUGGCAACUGGUUACACAUCAAGAAGAUUGCACACCAUCCAACAGUAUCCCAGUCACCUCUAAACCCAUCUCUUGUCCAUCAACCUGCUUUCCAGAAACUUCCUGUGUGGGUUUUGUUUGCCAACCCAUAGGUUCACAGACAGCCUGCUGUGCACCUGACACUGGUGGCACUCUUCGUCCAGCUGCCUCAUGCGAGCCCUCCAGUUUGGAAUCCACUGGAUGUCACUCGACAUGCUGCGAUAACAGCCCCUGUCACCAGAGCUCCGGUCAGGGACCUGCCUGCACCUCAGGGUCAUGCCAGGCAGCAUGUGGACCAUCAGCCUCCUGUGACGGUGGAUCCUGCCAGCCAUCCUGCUCUGAAGCAACUGCCUGUGCUGAGACCCUGUGCCUACCAGCCAUCUGUGAGGCUGGUUCAUGCCAACCGACCUGCUGCCAAGGAGGGUCACAUCAACCCAUCAAAGGUGAAGGUCAGCUCUGCAAGCCAGUUUAUUACCAACCUAUCUGCUAUAUUCUCAAGCCCUGCCAGCCAGCUCCCUGCAUGCCUGCCUCCUGCCAGCCAUUAAAUUGUAUGUUCAGUUCUUGCAGCCAAACUUGUUGGGCACCCUCCUCUUGCCAGCUGCUUCACUGUCAACCAGAGCCUUCAGUUUCCUUCAUCUGCCAUCCCGUGGCUACCUUCCAGUCCCCUUGUUGUGUAAAGAACUGCAGUAAAUCAGCUUCAUGUGCUAUGGUUUCUGGCCAACCAGCUUGUGGUGGACCCACUACCAAUCAGAGAGACUGCCAAUCUCCCUCCUGCCCGCCCCCUUGCUGUGUGACUGGCUUUGGCAAACCUUCCAGCAGCGGCCCUGGUUGCUGUCCACCAAGUUCUCCACAUGUAAGCCAAGUGGGCACCUGUGUGCCUGCUUGCUAA
Molecule: messenger RNA, 1032 nt
Organism: Mesocricetus auratus (golden hamster)
Lineage: Eukaryota; Metazoa; Chordata; Mammalia; Rodentia; Cricetidae
Gene: Krtap29-1
Product: keratin associated like protein 29-1
Exons: 1
Coding region: 1-1032 (343 amino acids)
Cellular component (GO): keratin filament
Source: RefSeq, a predicted model, not a curated record